This is a messenger RNA of Candida dubliniensis CD36, 1428 nucleotides long. RefSeq names its product Hap41p (gene HAP41). The record is from RefSeq and is a predicted model, not a curated record. Gene Ontology annotation, cellular component: nucleus. Bases 1 to 1428 code for a protein of 475 amino acids. Gene Ontology annotation, biological process: regulation of DNA-templated transcription. The transcript has a single exon. Lineage: Eukaryota; Fungi; Ascomycota; Pichiomycetes; Serinales; Debaryomycetaceae.
AUGUAUACUAAUAUUAUUCUAGCUGCAACCUCAUCAUCUUCAACAUUAACAACACCUCCUCCUACUACUACUACUACUACUACUACUGUUCCACAAAUAAAUCAUAUUGAACCUAAACUGGAUCAUAAUCUUGAAUCGAAAACAAUAUCUAUUAAUGAUUCCUUUUCAAUUUCUCAAACAAUAACUUCAUCAACUCAACCAUCAUUAAUUAUUAAAGCUUCAAAAGAUUGGGUUUUACCUCCAAGACCAAAACCAGGUAGAAAACAAAAAGAAAAUAUCAUUUCAAUUUCUAAUAAAGAUUUAUUAAAACCUAAAAAAAAAUAUGUCAAAAAAUCUCAAAAAAAGAAGGAACUACUAAAACAACAACAACAACAACAACAACAACAAGAAGAAAAAGAAAAAGAAGAAGAUUUGUCAACUAAUAUUAAUGAUCUACCUUCAUUGAUGAAAAAUAUUUCUAUAAUAGAUGGAGAAAAUAUUGAAUUAAAAUCUCAUUUAUUGAGUUUAAUUCAUGAAUAUAAACAUUUGAAAGAUAUUGUAUUUAAACAACCAAUAGAUAUGUUUUCACAUAAUGUUUCAUCUAUAACAACCCCAGAAACAGUCCCAGAAACAGUAACAAUCCCUGCAACAGUAACAACAACAACAACAACACCACCACCACCACCACUUGCAGCUAAGAGCACAACUACAACCACUUCAUCUACUACUACUUCUACUACUACUACUCCUCCUCCUCCUACAGAAAUAUCAGCAAUUUCUUUACAACAUUCAAUAUCAUCAUUAUCAUCAAUAAACAAUAACAAUAAUAACAACAACGAUAACAAUAACAAUAUCCAAGAUGAUCCAUUUCAUCAAUACACCUCAUCAAUCCCAUCUCCAAGUUCUCCAAUGUCAUCAAUAUCUACCCCAUUACCUUCUAUUUCCACCACCACCACCACCAACUCCACCUCCAACUCGACAACAAAUGAUAGUUUAUUAGCAAUAGGAACACAAAAAUCAUCAUCAUUAUCAUUAUCAUCAUCAUCAUUAUUAUCAUCAUCAUUAUCAUCAUCAAUUUUUACUAAUCCAUUAACCAUAUUUAAUGGUAAUAAUCAUGGUAAUAAUCAUGGUAAUAAUAAUAAUUUUCAUAAUACCAUUCAUAUUCCAUCAAUAUUAAGUUUAGAUUCAAAUGUUCAUAAACGAUCAUUUGAUGAAUUAUCAGAAUUUAUUGAUUAUUCUGAAGGUUGUAGUGGUAGUGGUAGUGAUGAAGAAGGUGAAAGAGAUAGAGAAAGAGAAAGAAGAGAAAGAAAAAGAGAUAGAGAAAGAGAAAGAAAAAGAAGAGAUGGUGAAGGAGAUGGAGAAGGAGAUGGUGAAGGAGAUGGUGAAUUUAUUCUGGAUCUUUCUCGUACUACUUCUUCUUAUAGUGAUCAAUAUUUGAUGAAUGUAUGA